AUGACUGACAAUCUCGAUUUUGAUGAUGAGUUGGACACUGGAGAUGAAACAGAUCAGUCUGAAGCGCUGGAAACUUCAACAUCUGAAUUCUACAAAGCCUUCGAAGUAAAGAAUGUGUUGGGACAUGGAUUGGCAUCGACUGUUCGACUUUGUAUUGAAAAAGGAACUGGUUUGGAAUUUGCUGUAAAAAUUGUUGAUAUUAGUACGGAGCGGCAGUCAGAAGUGGAAGCUCGUCGAUUGUAUAAUGAAACAAUUAGCGAAGUGAAUUUACUACGACAACUUUCAGAACAUCCUUCAAUUAUUAAUAUACAUGACUUUUACGAAACACCGGCAUUCCUUUUCGCUGUUUUUGAAAUGGCUCCUAAGGGUGAACUAUUCGAUGUUCUGAAUAAGUCUGUAACGGUCAGUGAGAAAAAAGCAAGACGUCUGAUGCGACAGCUUUUUGAUGGUGUUGCUUAUAUGCAUAAUAGAAAUAUUGUACACAGAGAUAUUAAGUUGGAAAAUAUCCUUUGUAUUGAUGACGAAAGAAUUGUGAUUAGCGAUUUUGGCUUUGCUACCCAGCUACAACCAGGACAAAAGUUGAAAGAAUUAUUGGGAACUCCUGGUUAUUUAGCGCCUGAAAUGCUGAAAUGUCAGAUGUACGAAGAUGCGGAUGGAUACAGUGUUGAAGUGGAUGACUGGGCGCUUGGUGUCAUUUUAUAUACCUUUUAA
Messenger RNA from Loa loa (African eye worm), 711 nucleotides. RefSeq names its product CAMK/PHK protein kinase. Bases 1 to 711 code for a protein of 236 amino acids. The transcript is spliced from 7 exons. Gene Ontology annotation, molecular function: protein kinase activity; ATP binding. Lineage: Eukaryota; Metazoa; Nematoda; Chromadorea; Rhabditida; Onchocercidae. The record is from RefSeq and is a predicted model, not a curated record. Gene Ontology annotation, biological process: protein phosphorylation.